GAUGAACUGGUACUGGCACGCGCACGCAUGCGUCGACACGUACGUCCCUAUGCGUACGCAGGAGGGGGGAGGGGCACGUAAACAGUGAAUUCCAAAAAGGAAGGGAGUGUUUCUUUCAACUGAUAAACCAGUACAUCAAGGUAAAAUCAUGCCCAUUCGCCGAUCAGCUGCAGCCCCACCCAAAGAGGAUGCAACCCCUGCAAAUGCCCCUGAGGGAGAUGCUCCCGCCGAAGGCUCUGCUCCUGUAGGUGAGAAGGAGAAGGAGAAGGAGAAAGAUUCGUCCACUGAACCUGCAACCACGGAGGACAAGAAAGCAGGAGGUGAUGGGGAGGAGGCGAACGCUGAUGGGGAGGAACAGGCUAAAGAUGACGGAGAAACGCCUGAUGGAGAGAAAACUGAAGAAGCAGCAGCUGAACAGGGGAAGAGCAAGAAGAAAAAAGUCAAGGAUGUUGUAGCCAAAAUUGACAAGGAAGGAGAUGACAAAGGGAAAAAGGUGAAAAAGAAGAUUCCUGCUUGGGCGACCAUUUCUGCCAACAAACUGGCUUCAGCCUCUCUUUCCCAGCCUAAAGUUGAAGAAAUCCUCAUAGAAGCAAUUGAGAGUUGCAAAGAGCGGAGUGGUGCCUCUAGUAUUACUAUUAUGAAAUACGUCAUGAAGAAGUAUCCGUCUGUGGAAAUGGACAAAAAGACCAAAAACCUCUACAAGAGGGCUCUGAAGCGAUUGGUUGAGAAGGGCACUGUCAAACAGCUCAAGGGCAAAGGCUUUUCUGGAAGUUUCGCCAUUGGGAAGAAGUCGGCUUCAUCUGCAGGGGCGAAGGAGACAUUAGGAGAGUCUCUGCCUCUGAUCAUCACCCGCCUCUGUGAACCCAAGGAGGCUUCCUACAUCCUAAUCAAGAAGUACCUGGAGCAAUACUUCCCACAACUCAAUGUGGAGAACAGGCCUGACGUGUUGAAGAACUGCCUGCAGAGAUCUGUGGAAAAGGGCUACUUGGAGCAGAUCACUGGCAAGGGGGCCUCUGGAACAUUCCAGUUGAAGAAAGCUGGGAACAAGGUGCUCAUGGGUGGCGGAUUGCUGGAAGAUGCUAUAGUGGCCGCCAUCACAGCUAUGAAUGAGCCCAAGACCUGCAGCAUCACCAUACUGCGCAAAUUCUUGAUGGAGAAACAAGACCAGAAGAAUGUCAGGAUAGUUGUGCCAAACCUGAAGAGAACUUUGCAGAAGUGUAAAAUGAUGGGAUGGAUGGAGCAGAUUUCUGGUCAUGGACUCAGUGGGUCGUACCAGCUAAGCUAUCCAUAUUACCCAAGCCCAGCGGUUCUGUUUCCAGAAAUGAUGGAAAAACUCAAACAGAAGGAGGGACAGAAGCUCAAACGCAAGAGAAGUGAUGAUUCUGAUGAAGAAUCUGAAGCAGACUCGGAGGAAGAAUCUGAAGAGGAAGAAUCGGAAGAGGAUGAGCCUCCUCGAAGAAAGAGGAAUCAGCGUAGAAACCGGCAACCUGCAUCUAAAGCUCGUCAAAAUAAAAGGGCUAAAACAGUCAGCCGAAAACCUCCUGCUUCAAAGAGAUCAGUUGCGCCUGCCAAGAAAGCCCCUCCACCAGCCAAGAAACCCGCCGCUGCGAGCAAAGCAGCGUCUAAAAAGGCACCUGCGCCCGUUAAAGCCACACCAGUCAAGAAAGCUGCCCCAACCAGCAAACCUAAAACACCGAUAGCCAAAAAGAUGACAAGCAGGGGGUCCAAACGGCCGUCGCCCAAGGCAGCUAAGAAGGAGGCAACUGAAUCUGCUGUGAAAGCUAAACCUGCCGCCCGCAAGUCGCUCCGAUCCCGGAAAUGAGUCCCGCGCUUGCCGACAGCUGAAAAGAUCAACUGUAGCUCUGUAGACUGCAGUGAUGGCUAUUUUCUCCUCUUAUUUUUGUAGAAACUUCCAUGUUCUCCUUGUCUUGGGGCCUCUGAUGAAUUUAGGACCUCUUCAAAGUUAUUCUGCCAUUCAAAUACAGGCAUUUUAUGUUCAAUAUUCUUAAAUUACAGGUAAAGAUGUAGAGUAGAAACGCUACUGUUUAUGUUGUUUAAGACGCUAAUUCAGGUCACCAUUAUGAGAUUGUGAAGGAGCUCUUGCUUCAUCUCAGUUGUGCUUCAACAAAAAAAUCAAAUAUUUAAAGUUCUUGUAGUCAAUCUUUCUGUAGAGGCAAGCAUUUCAGUUAUUCAGUCGCCCCUUUCUCAUCAGUGUUCAAGAAACCUCUCUUUGUACGUUUGAUUUCAAUUUUUUUUGUUCAUGUUUUGUGAAGUUAGAUCUUUAGCUACUAUUGUAAUCAAAAAAGAAUUUUGUUGAUGUUGGUUCCUUCGUGUAAGUCAAAGUAAAGAACGAUUAUUGAUGCCUAACUUUCAGUUGAACGAUGCAAAAUUGGAUUUACUGAGAUGCAUUAAAGAACAUUGGCAUCCAUAUCCAUCACUGUCUUUUUGUUCUGUAUAGUCUAUGAAGGAGAAUAUAAAUUGAAAAGAUUUUCCAAGCAGAUGUUUAAAGCAUUAUACACACUAUUAACCCGGUCAUACUCUUGAGUGUUAGUUUAUCAGGGGGGUUAGAUGUAAUUUUAUGAGCAUUGCUUACCUUACCCUGCAUGCAUGUAACUGAUAUACUUUUCUGUAGUCCUUAAUAAAGUGACUAUAUUUGUACUUCA
Messenger RNA from Megalobrama amblycephala (Wuchang bream), 2663 nucleotides. RefSeq names its product heterochromatin protein 1, binding protein 3 (gene hp1bp3). Bases 149 to 1822 code for a protein of 557 amino acids. The record is from RefSeq and is a predicted model, not a curated record. Gene Ontology annotation, biological process: nucleosome assembly; heterochromatin organization. Gene Ontology annotation, cellular component: nucleosome; chromosome; nucleus. NCBI's taxonomy places the organism in Eukaryota, Metazoa, Chordata, Actinopteri, Cypriniformes, Xenocyprididae. The transcript is spliced from 12 exons. Gene Ontology annotation, molecular function: nucleosome binding; DNA binding.